This is a messenger RNA of Saccharomycopsis crataegensis, 2328 nucleotides long. It is a transcript of the gene SEC18, whose product is annotated as AAA family ATPase SEC18. The record is from RefSeq and is a predicted model, not a curated record. Lineage: Eukaryota; Fungi; Ascomycota; Saccharomycetes; Ascoideales; Saccharomycopsidaceae. Bases 1 to 2328 code for a protein of 775 amino acids. Gene Ontology annotation, molecular function: ATP binding; ATP hydrolysis activity. Gene Ontology annotation, cellular component: Golgi stack. The transcript has a single exon. Gene Ontology annotation, biological process: intra-Golgi vesicle-mediated transport; SNARE complex disassembly; Golgi to plasma membrane protein transport.
AUGAACAGGUUCGGCUUUGGUACUAAUAACACUCCCGCAAACAACGGGGCGGCUCCCAAAGGGUUCUCGUCCCCUACAAGUGGCCGCAUUGCUCCUCCUUCAUCUGGCCAGGCCCAAACAUUGUUUGUCGCCAACUCUCCUAACAACCAGAUCGCCCUCAGCGGCUGUGUUGCCACCAACAACUUCCCUAGCGGCUCGUUGGUGAUCAUCGAUGACACUUUCGUGGUGACUACUGUGCAAUCCCGAGAGUUGAGUCCUGGCCAACUAGGGCUCAAUGGGUCGCAAAGAUCGUGGAUGCAAUUCUCACUUAAUCAAUCGAUCCAGGUCCAACCUUACAGAGUUAAUGCCGGCAAUAUCUUAUCGUCCGUCAAUAUGGAAAUCAACUUCAGAAAUAAAAAUAAAGGAACUCUCAUCAAGGACCCAUUUGACCAAGACGACGUCCAGAAACACUUUAUUUCGGUGUUCAACGAUCAAGUGUUGCAGCCAACUCAACAACUCUUGUUCGAUUACAAGUCGUUGAUCUUUGAAUGUUACAUCAAAUCCAUCCAAGUGAUGAACAUGACCGAUAUGGAAUCCGGACAGCAAGUCAACAAUUUCAUGAGCUCAAUCAGUGCCAAAGGGAUCCUUAACCAGAAAACCUCGAUCAAUUUCUUUUCGAACCAGCAACCGCAAGUGCCAUUCAAGGCCUCGGCCACCAGAAUGAGACCCGACGCUAUCAUUAGACCAGAUUUCAAGUUCGAAGAUAUGGGAGUCGGGGGUUUGGAUAAUGAAUUUUCCCAAAUUUUCAGAAGAGCGUUUGCUUCAAGAAUUUUCCCUCCAGGAUUAAUUGAUAAAUUAGGGAUCAAUCACGUCAAAGGUUUAUUAUUAUAUGGUCCCCCAGGUACCGGUAAAACCCUUAUUGCCAGAAAAAUCGGGAAAUUAUUGAACGGGUCAGCCGAACCAAAGAUCGUCAAUGGUCCAGAAAUCUUGUCGAAAUACGUUGGGAGUUCCGAAGAAAACAUUAGAAACUUGUUUAAAGAUGCUGAGGCCGAAUACAAACAAAAGCAAGAGAACUCGUCGUUACACAUCAUUAUCUUUGAUGAAUUGGAUUCGGUAUUCAAACAAAGAGGGUCUCGUGGUGACGGUACUGGGGUCGGUGAUAACGUGGUCAACCAAUUGUUGGCCAAGAUGGAUGGGGUUGAACAAUUGAACAAUAUCUUGAUCAUUGGUAUGACCAACAGAAUCGAUUUGAUCGAUAAUGCGUUGUUGAGACCAGGUAGAUUUGAAGUGCAAGUGGAAAUUAAAUUGCCAGAUGAAAAAGGUCGUAGACAAAUUUUCGAUAUCCAUGCUAAAAAAAUGAAAGAUAAUGAGUUGUUGGGCAAUGAUAUUGAUUUUGAUAAGUUAGCAGCGUUGACCAAGAAUUUUUCAGGGGCAGAAAUCGAGGGGUUGGUGAAAUCCGCAGCGUCGUUUGCCAUUAAUAAAUCCAUCAAAGUGGGGACCGUGGCUAACGUUGAUAUAAAGAAAGUUUCGGCAAUGAAGGUGUCAAUGAAUGAUUUCCUUAUGGCCCUCGAAGAAGUCAAGCCGGCAUUCGGGGUGAGUGAAGAUGAUUUGAAGGACACUUUCAACGGAGGGAUCAUUCCAUAUUCGAACCAGAUCAACUCAAUUAUUAAAACUGGUCAAACUUUUAUCAACAGAAUCCAAGAUCCCAAUGGUAACACCAACUUGCUUAGCAUUUUGAUCCAUGGUCCUAGUGGUUCCGGUAAGACCGCUUUGGCGUCUUCCAUUGCCCUUAAUUCCCAAUUCCCAUUCAUCAGAAUGAUUUCUUCGGCACAAAUUGUCGGGAUGUCUGAAUCUGCCAAGAUCACUUAUAUUGAUAAUGCAUUCCGUGACGCUUACAAAUCGCCGCUCAACAUUUUGGUGAUUGAUCAAAUUGAAAGUUUGAUCGAGUAUGUGCCGAUCGGUCCACGUUUCUCCAACAACAUUUUACAAGUCCUUAAGACAUUGAUCACGAAGACCCCACCAAAGAAUCGUAAAUUAUUGAUCUUUGUCACCACUUCUUCGCAUUCUCUUGUCAAGAACUUGGAUCUCUUGGGUAGUUUUGACAAUGACCUUGCGGUGCCUAACUUGACCAACAUCAAUGAUGUCUCCAAUGUGUUGAGAUACCUUAAUUACGGUAAGGAUGAUAGAGAACGUGAGUAUGUUGUCAAUAAGAUUGGCAAGUACCUUGCAGACACUCCUUUGAACAUCGGGAUCAAGAAGGUGUUGAGUGAUAUCGAGACCUCCAAGUAUACCGAUGACCCAUUGAAUGAGUUGGCGGAAUUAAUUGUCAGUAAUAAUAACAGAUAUUAG